GGGUCCUGCCCCAAUCGCGUAAAGACGCAGUGACAUGUGCAUGAAUGGAACCAUAAAGCGCGCACAGUCCCUCAGCUCUUACUCCUCCUCAUUGCCCUGCCCAAGUGCGAACCUCUCCAAGUCCACGUUGGAUCCGAAAGACAUGCUCUCAAACGCGAGCUUCUUGUUGCAUUCGUACACGAGGAGUCUCAACUUGACGCACGGCUCUCAUUUCAGAAACGAGACUUUGCUGGUUCAUGCCUGGAAAGAAAAAAUUAUUUUACCAAUAUUUAUGUUUGCUGGAGGCGCCAUUGGGAAUAUAAUAGCAAUCGUCGUUCUGUCGAUGUCCAGACAAGAGAGCAAAAGUUCCGCUUUCUACACUCUGGUGUGCGGUCUGGCAGUGACCGACCUGCUUGGCACAUGUCUGGCCAGCCCGCUGACCAUCGCCAACUACUUGGACCUACAGGUGCUCCAGGGCGGGACCCUGUGCGACUUCCACUCCUUUUUGCUGCUUUUUUUCAGUCUGACUGGCCUGAGCAUCAUUUGCGCCAUGGCUGCGGAGCGCUACCUGGCAAUCUGCUGCCCCUACUUGUACCAGCGGUGGGGGGUGGACCGCCGAUUUGCGCAAACUUUCUUGACGUCCAUGUACGCCACUAACGUCCUUUUCUGCUGUCUCCCGAUGACGGGCGCGGUGAGGAGCAGGUUGCAACCGUCCCAAACGUGGUGUUUCAUUGACUUAAGGACCCCCGAGCCCGUGGCCGUGGUGUACUCGGUCCUGUACGGCGCGGUGAGCGUGCUGCUCAUCGUGGGCACCGCCGCGCUCAACGUGGCCGUGUGCGGCGCGCUGCUGCUCAUGCGUCGGAGGAGCGUGCGGAGGAGGACCGAGAGCGGCAGGAGCAGCGUGCGGGACAGGUGGAGGGCGCUCUCCUCCGCCGCGGAGAUCCAGAUCAUGACCGUGCUGGUGAUGACAUCGCUCGUUGUGGUGGCCUGUUCGGCUCCACUGGUGGUCCGUGUGUUCGCCAACCGUCUCAUGCUGAAAGAUGACUCGGAAGCCGACCUGGCCGCCAUCCGGAUCGCGUCCGUUAACCCCAUCCUAGACCCCUGGAUCUACAUCCUUCUCAGGCGGUCUCUGUUUCGCAGACUACUAAGUCUGUCCAGACGAUGUCGAACUCGCAGCAGUAGCGCCCUGCCCACACAAGGGCGUCUGUUUUAUUCUGAACAUGCCAAGGACAGCCAUGCGUUCAGUCAAAUGAUGCACGCUAGUCUUAGGAUUUCCUUUCCUGAUGACUGUCUCAGUACCAGACCUUCACGUUGUAGCUCUUAAAUUCAGAGACUGAAGGCUUCUGCUUCUUAUUUAGUUUGAAGGAGGCGCACAGACACUUUUGCUACUUGGCACUUUUGAAAAAGGCCAUUAGGCUGCAUGGAAAUGAUCCCAUCCAUUUUGUUUAACACUCCGGGUCAGAAGGAGGCUGCUGUCCCAGCUGACUGGGUACACACUGGACUGAUCACCUGUCAAAUCACAGAACUGACACACAGAGGCAGACAACCAUUCCCGCACAUGCUAUAAAGAGUCUUCAGUGUACCUAGCAUCCUUAUUUUGGACUGUAAAAGAAAGCUGGAGUACACAGAAAAGCACAGGGGAAAAAAAAUGCAAACGCCACACACAAAACAUGCCGAUUGUACUUGUAUUGGAUGUUUAAGGACAGAAUGAUGACAUGCAUGCUUACAGUGAAGUGUAAAAAGAAGGUAAUGUCGAAUAUUUAUUUCGUGCCAUUCACUGUCACCCAGCAUUGUCUUGACUCUAAUUUUGCGUGUGUAUUUUCAUCAUAUUGCAUCACUCCUCAUCAAGCCCCAUGCAGCAUAUCACAUUGUUAAGAAUCAGUCGGUUGAGUUGCACAACCCAGGACAAGACUUUGGUUCAUCCUGAAGAGAUGCUGAUGUUUUAGCUCAAAGUACAAAUCGACAUCUGUUAGAUCUUUACUGGAUGGGAGGAAAAAAACAAACUAUGACGUCCGUAGUUUCACCUUCUAUAUAAUUUAAACCACAUUAAUAUAAGAUUAGACUCCAAAAUUCCUGUGUCGCUCCAGCUUUGGACACGCUCUCCAGAUCAGGACGUUAAACAGAGCGGGAGUCUGAUACUUCAGGGCAAAUCCAUGGACAUUCUUAAAUAAGAUCAGAUGUUUAUUUACUUAAAUAAUGUGUCCAGCGUGUCAUCCAUUCAACUAUUAUGAAGUAACAAUGCUCUCAAGCUUGGUUUGGGGAGAGAGCUUUCUAUCGAUUGUGUUUCAUCUGCAUCGUAAAAUGUUUUUAAGUGGAGUGAUUGAACCAGAUGUGCACUCGAAUGUUUUCCUACAAAGGGAAGGAGGUUUGGAGCAUUGUUGCAACUCAAACUUGAAGCUGAUGUAUGGUGAGAAGGGGAACAGCGGUUUCUCAAUCUAACAAACCAACUGACAUUCAGUGGUACGUAAAGACUAAGGUCAUUUGUGCGUGCCUUAUUUGGAAGUAUCUGGUUUCGUUGCCUGGAUUAUUUUUUUCACAAGUCCAUUCUUUUACAGCCACAGAUUGAUGUCAUUUGUUGCUACCCAAACACUGAAAUUGCAUUUAUGGAAGGAAAAACAUUUGGUCGACUUCAAUAUUCUAUUUAUUUAGUUUAACAUUUAAAAAUAGCAUUUUUGAUUAGAAGCAGAGACAACGGCUCAUAGCUGCAUUGCUGUAAAACAACAUUUUUGUACCUUAACAACCAUAAAUAAAAAUCUAUAAACAUUAGCCGAGUAAAAACUCACAAAAAUAAUAAUCAUACAAGUUUACAAACAAACCACCUCUUAUUAACACGGACUGUACAUCCCAGUGAGCAACCUUGGUUCUGUGAAAAUGAGCCGACAUCCAAAUAGCAUCCACGAGACUCAAACUUGAUGAUGACAAUGACAAUCAGAAAAUUAUAGGAUCAACUUUAAUGCCAUGGCAAAACGUCUGUGGCCUUUUUGUUUUUGGCAACAUGAUCAAGGAACACAAUAUGAGUAGUAUUUAU
Molecule: messenger RNA, 3007 nt
Organism: Hippocampus comes (tiger tail seahorse)
Lineage: Eukaryota; Metazoa; Chordata; Actinopteri; Syngnathiformes; Syngnathidae
Product: prostaglandin E2 receptor EP4 subtype-like
Exons: 2
Coding region: 35-1303 (422 amino acids)
Biological process (GO): positive regulation of cytosolic calcium ion concentration; adenylate cyclase-activating G protein-coupled receptor signaling pathway; negative regulation of inflammatory response
Cellular component (GO): plasma membrane
Molecular function (GO): prostaglandin E receptor activity
Source: RefSeq, a predicted model, not a curated record